Messenger RNA from Dunckerocampus dactyliophorus (ringed pipefish), 2491 nucleotides. RefSeq names its product protein phosphatase 1, regulatory subunit 15B. Gene Ontology annotation, biological process: response to endoplasmic reticulum stress. The coding region runs from base 559 to 1974 and encodes 471 amino acids. The transcript has 3 exons. Gene Ontology annotation, molecular function: protein phosphatase regulator activity. The record is from RefSeq and is a predicted model, not a curated record. NCBI's taxonomy places the organism in Eukaryota, Metazoa, Chordata, Actinopteri, Syngnathiformes, Syngnathidae. Gene Ontology annotation, cellular component: protein phosphatase type 1 complex; endoplasmic reticulum.
CAAUACUGACUGGCACUUCAAUUAAAAAAAAAAACUGUUUUGAAUGGUAGAAGUAUAAAAUACCUUUUUACUUAUUUUAACAAUAGUCAAAUGUAGAACAUGACUUAACUUAUCUGCAAAAGUACCUUUAAAAAAAACAAAAUUGUAUUAAGGGGCUCUAUUUCUCUUUCCAAUGCUCGGAGUUUUUCGGGCUUCUUCGGGAAAUUACGUCAACUUUCCCUGCGUCACGAUGACACAACAAAGCUUAUGGGCGGUCAGAAAGCGUAUGGAACCAAUCAGAAUUUACCGUGGCGUCAUCGUGUCUACAAGAGUAGACGUCUCAACAAAGAGUCAUUCUCGCGUAGAACAAGACAAGAAACAAACGACAACAUGGAGCAAGCCUGAUAGAGAACUUAGGGGAAAAAUGGCACACAUUCGCCAGAAAAUGAAGCGACAGUUUAGUAGUGACAUUCAUCUGUCUUUGACGCGAAGCCUGUGGGUCUUCGACGAAGAAUACCAGAAUACGUGAUAAGAGUUGUUGAUGUCAUAAUCGUUCUUAUCGUCACACCAGCGAGGAAAAUGGCUACGCUAGCCACUCCACCGAGGACAACAACAACGACAACCACCACCAUGGAGAGCUUCGGCUGCAGGGGAAUGGCGAUUCUGCCUUGGACCAAGCAGUUGUUGACCGUGUUGUGGGAACAGCUGUGGCUGCUGGUUCAGGUCAUCUAUUGCUCUUUCCUGUCAGUCUUCCAGAUGUUUCGGUUUGAGGUCCAUCUCCGAAUAACAGACGAGAUGGGUCAGCACAUUCAGCACAGCCCCGGCGAGUCCUUCCUAUUCUCCUCGCUGUUUGACGGUGACGCCGACGAGGACGGCAAGACCACGGCCGAGACGCUCCUGUCCAGCCUGGCCACGGACGACCUCUGCUGCGGCCUGGCGUCCGACGAGGGUGUCUACGUGGGCUUCCGCAGCGACUGGAACAUAUUUGUGUCCGGCGGUACGGCUUCCAACGAGGACAAGUUCUUCCCGGGUGCUUUUCCCAAGGAGGGCGUCUUCCACCAGGACACGUCGGAGGACGAGGGCGGUGAGGACGACAUUGGGGACAGCAAAGAGAGCGAGGCACCGUGGGAGUCUUUGUCUACGGGUAACAACCACUACGAGCCCCUAUUCGUCUCCGCGUGCCUGUCCUCAAACGUGACAAAAAGCUUGGACGAGCCGGGAGAUGACGCGUCUGGAGGAAAAGCCGGCGAGGAGAUGUCAGGCCUGAAGAUGUGGGUCAGCCGCUCUGACAGUGACAGCAGCUGGUCCAGCUGGUCAAGCUCCGACGUGUCGGGCGGCGACCUGGAGGAGAGCGAGAGGCUGCUGGAGUUCUUUGCCAGUCCUGAUGACCCUUACAACCCCAUGUGCUUCACCGCAUGCACCAUCAGCAAAGCCCUGCCGCCGCCCGUCUCAGCGUCCUCACCCGCAUCGAAGCCCGACAGCGAGGAAGGCGAGGGCAGCCCCGCCUCAUCCGAGGAUGAAGAAGAGCUAGGGAAGGCCCUCAACCGGAAAGACGACCCCUACCACCCUCUCAACUUUCAGGCCCCUCUGAGCAAACACAAGCCUGCAAACAGCACGCAGGCUCCGGGUGCUACGCCCAUCAUGACCCGUAACCACAGAAAGGUUCACCCAGGGGGGCGUGUCAGGCGGCACGAUGACAUCAUGCGGGUGCCAUGGAAACGACAUACCCACAAACACCACUCAACUCCGGAGAAGCACAACAACACACAGAAAAAGGUGAGUUUCUCCCCGGUGGUGGAGGUGCACGUGAUGCGCACGUGGUCGUUUGCCAUGCAGGCGAAUCGCAAAGGACCGUGGGAGGAAGCGGCGCGGGACCGUGAGCGCUUCCGCAGACGCAUCGACGACACAGAGCGGGCCAUCGGUCAUUGCUUUAGCCCCGCCCACAGGGAAAGGCUGCGCGUGUAUGCGGACGCCGCCUCCAGCGCCUUGCAAUGAUGAACGGUUUUACUUCCUGUUUGGACGGAGGAGGGCGUGCGAUUGGUUGAUUGGUUGCAAUGCAACGGCGAUUUGAUUAGUGUAACUUCAUACCACAACGGGUUUUUUUUCUUUGUCACGUGACUGCUGCACUGACUGACACUUUGUCUUCAAACCUCAACAUUUUGCGUGCAAUGCUGUUGUUAUUUGCCUUACUUUUGGACCUACUUGUGCUUUUGUGUCGUGUUUUUAAACGAUGAAUGUAGCAGCUCAGCUAGAUCAGAAGGAAAAGAAGAGCUUUACUGUUUGUUUUUUUUUAAGAACUACUUAAGGUCUGGUGCAAUUCUUGUGUUUAUUGUUGAGAUAUUAUUCUUGAUGCCUUCUCUAUUUUCUAAACACAGCCCAAACACCAUAGAAGCAUUUUAGCACUGUGUGUAAUGAUAGUUUUUUAUUAACAUGAUGACUGAAAACAUUGUCUAAUUAAAACAAAUCAUUCAACAUUUGCGAGUUUUUUUUGUUUUUUUGUAUAAAUAUAAUA